AUGGACGGCCAUUGGACAACAGCGUCGUUGAAGAAUGGCACUGAAGUGUUCAGUGCGGCGUUGUAUUUUGUCGCGGACAACGCACCAGAGCUGUACGAAAUCACCAUGAUUGGGAUGGCUGUUCCAUCUGAGCCGACGGUAGAGUGGCAGAGGAGCAGCACUUCAAAGAGGCGCGAGCAACUGCAGAAACAGCUUGGCAUUGGAGUUCUCAAUAAAGACUACAGGAGACGGCAUAUAACACAGCUCGAGGUCGGAUUGCAUGACUCGAAACACUCUGUAUCAAUGACCGAGCCAAGAAACUUUGCUCUUAUACAAGUGCUGUUGGGAUGCUCGCCCCAAGGAGGCUGGGCAAUGACAAACUACAAGGAUCUCUAG
Fusarium verticillioides 7600 is the source of this 375-nucleotide messenger RNA. RefSeq lists its product as hypothetical. The record is from RefSeq and is a predicted model, not a curated record. Lineage: Eukaryota; Fungi; Ascomycota; Sordariomycetes; Hypocreales; Nectriaceae. The transcript has a single exon. The coding region runs from base 1 to 375 and encodes 124 amino acids.